Messenger RNA from Drosophila teissieri, 2703 nucleotides. RefSeq names its product molybdenum cofactor sulfurase (gene mal). The transcript is spliced from 4 exons. Lineage: Eukaryota; Metazoa; Arthropoda; Insecta; Diptera; Drosophilidae. The coding region runs from base 73 to 2415 and encodes 780 amino acids. The record is from RefSeq and is a predicted model, not a curated record. Gene Ontology annotation, molecular function: molybdenum ion binding; pyridoxal phosphate binding; molybdenum cofactor sulfurtransferase activity. Gene Ontology annotation, biological process: Mo-molybdopterin cofactor biosynthetic process.
CGCAACAAAUGCAGGCCGGUCGCAAAUAAAUAAAGCCCGAUUUUCAGCUAACACGAAUAGUUAGUUCCCAACAUGACACCAUAUCGCCCGGAGUUCUCCGCAGCGGAACAGUCGCGAAUCGACGCGGAAUUCUCUAGAUUGGCCAGGAACAAGAGUGUUUACCUGGAUCAUGCGGGCACCACUCUCUAUGCCGAGAACCAGGUGACGGCCGCCGCGGAGCAACUUCAGCGCAAUGUCAUCUGCAAUCCGCACACCUGUCGCCUCACCGGCGACUUCGUCGACCAGGUGCGAUUCAAAAUACUGCAAUUCUUUAACACCACCGCCGAAGAUUACCAUGUGAUAUUUACGGCGAAUGCCACCGCUGCCUUGUCGCUGGUGGCGGAAAACUUUGACUUUGGAUCCACGGGCGACUUUCACUUCUGCCAGGAAAACCACACCUCAGUGCUGGGAAUGCGGGAAAGGGUCCGUGCCAACGGGAUAUAUAUGCUGAAAGAAAAUGAAAUCUCCGGCGGAAAGUCCAAGGAAAACGGCACAGUUCACAAGGUGUCCGGGAAAACGGGAAACUCCUUGCUGACCUUUUCGGCCCAAUGCAACUUCAGUGGAUACAAAAUUCCACUGGAUACCAUUGAAAAAAUCCAAAUCGAUGGCUUGUCCAUGCCGGGAAAACAGCUUUGGGGCUCUUUGGAAGAGAAUAAGGAGAAUACGCACAACGAUUACUAUAUCUGCCUGGAUGCGGCGUCUUUUGUAGCCAGCAGUCCGUUGGAUCUGAAAAAAUACCGCCCAGAUUAUGUAUGCCUUAGUUUCUACAAGAUCUUCGGUUAUCCCACGGGCGUGGGAGCCCUGCUGGUGAGUCGACGGGGAGCCGAGGUCUUCCAGAAGCGUCGCUUUUUUGGCGGUGGUACCAUCAACUACGCAUAUCCACAUGCCAUGGAUUAUCAGCUGAGGGAGACCUUCCACCAGCGCUACGAGGAUGGCACCCUGCCAUUCCUCGCCAUUGUUGGAUUGCUCGAGGGAUUUCGCACGCUGGAGAGAUUGGUGCCCAAAACGGAGGAGUUCAGCACCAUGGAGAGGAUUUCCAGACACGUCUUUGGGCUGGCCAAGUAUUUGGAGGAUCAGCUGCGCCAGCUGCAGCAUCCCAACGGUGAACCCCUCGUCGAGCUGUACAAUAAAGUGGGCUACCAGGAAAAAUCUCGCCAGGGUGGCAUCGUUGCCUUUAAUGUACGCACUGAAUCUGGAUCCUUUGUGGGAUUCGGCGAGAUCGCCUGUGUGGCUGCUCUGCACGGCAUACUCCUGCGGACUGGAUGCUUCUGCAACAUCGGAGCCUGUCAAUAUUACUUAAACCUCGAUGAAGAUGCUAUGGAUACGAUAUACAAGCGAGCAGGUCGCAUUUGCGGCGACUACUUUGAUCUGGUUGAUGGACAGCCGACGGGAGCGGUGCGGGUAUCUUUUGGUUAUAUGACAACCAUUCAGGACGUAGAGCAGUUGCUCCAGAUGCUGCGCUCCAGUUAUUUGGCAACCAAACCGCUGCAGCGAAUUCAGUUCAUCGAGGAGCAGGCAGAGCAAUUGCCACCGUUGCUUAAGGAGCGAGUCCAGCUCUUGAGGCCCAAACUGCUGCAGAUGGCCAUAUAUCCGGUAAAAUCCUGUGCCGCUUUUAAAAUCGAAUCACAAGGCUCCUGGCCGUUGACGGAUCAAGGUCUGAAAUAUGACCGUGAGUGGAUGAUCGUGGACAUGAAUGGCAUGGCGUUGACUCAGAAGCGCUGCACGGAGUUGUGCCUGAUAAGGCCUGUGAUUAAGGUCGACCAAUUGGAGCUGCAGUUCGGAGACAAUUCCCAUUUCUCGGUGCCCCUUUCGCUGGAGGACCAGGCAGCCGACUCAGCAAAAUGCGUAAGCAAGGUGUGUCGACAGCCCGUUGAAGGUUUGGAUUGCGGCGAUGGCGUGGCCCAGUGGUUAAGCGAAAACCUUGGGUUAGAGGGCCUCCGUUUGCUCCGGCAAUCGGGCCAGAGAAACUCCUCCAAGGAUCAGCAGAAGCUGAGUCUGGUUAAUCAGGCCCAGUUCUUGCUGCUAAACAAAUCUUCCGUGCGAUCUCUUCAAUUUGAGGAGCCUCUCGAUGAGACUGUGGAUCGCUUUCGGGCCAAUAUCAUCAUCGACACGGGCAGUGCCUUUGAGGAGCUUACCUACAAAGCCCUGUCCAUUGGGGGAAUCCAAUUCCAGGUGGAGGGUCCCUGCCAGCGCUGCGACAUGAUUUGCAUUAACCAAAGGACAGGCGAACGGUCGCCGGAAACCUUGACCACCAUAUCUCGCCUGCAAAAAGGUCGCAUGCGAUUCGGCAUCUAUAUCACUAGGAUCCCCCAGGACACAAAAGAGCUUGAGCCCCAGGAGCACAUGACCUGCGGCGAUGUUGUCCUUGUGGAAUAAGCUCACCUCACACUUUUCAUACCAAAAAUGUGGUUCGUUGAACAUAUAUGUUUUUUAUAGUACAUAGUUUUAGCAAAAGAAUGCCUAACUCUCUUUACUUGGUAAUUCUGCGUAACUUCACAUCACAUUUUGCAUUUAGUUUGUUUUAAAGUACGUGUGGAACAUGAAUACGUAAACAUUCUUAAAGAAACAUUCACGAUAGCUUAAGUCCAAAGUAACCGGAUACCUCUUGCCAGUGUCUUAAGCCUUUAAAAGGCCUUAAUUGCAAAAUAAACAAUUUCAAAUCGA